Striga hermonthica is the source of this 507-nucleotide messenger RNA. The record is from the annotation of a GenBank genome assembly. Lineage: Eukaryota; Viridiplantae; Streptophyta; Magnoliopsida; Lamiales; Orobanchaceae.
AUGAGGCCAUGUUUUUACAUAUUCCUUUUCAUCUCCUUAUUCAUCUGCCUAACCUUAGCAACAGCCAACCACCAAAGAACAACCAUAAAUGAGAAAAUAGCUUGUCUGAUAGUACACAACAAUGUCCGGGCGGGCGUCGGCCUACAGCCGCUCGUGUGGAGCAAAAAAUUAACAAAAUACGCCCGAUCGUAUGCUGAGAAAAGACGGGCCGACUGCCAACUGAAGCACUCGGGCUCGAGAUGGUAUGGGGAGAAUAUCUUCUGGGGCAGCGGCAAAAUCUGGAGCAUGACUCAAGCGGCUCGGGAUUGGGCCGGCGAGAAAGCGUCGUAUCACUAUUCGUCUAACUCGUGCGACUCGGGCAAAAUGUGUGGGCACUACACUCAGAUUGUUUGGAGGGAUACGACUAAGGUUGGAUGUGCAAAAGUGGCUUGUGACAAUAACAAGGGCAUUUUCAUCACCUGCAACUAUCAUCCACCGGGGAAUUAUAUUGGGGAGAGGCCCUAUUGA